AUGGCCCAAAAUCCCGUCGAGCGGCGCAUCGUCGUGCUCAUCUCCGGAUCAGGCUCGAACUUACAAGCCCUCAUCGACGCCCAAAACACCCCGCGCCUCCCGCACACCCGCAUCGCCCUCGUCCUCUCCAACCGCAAAGCCGCUUAUGGACUAACGCGAGCAGCGAACGCCUCCCCGCCCAUCCGCACUGCCUACCUCGCGCUCCAGCCGUUCCUCAAGGCGAACCCGGGCAAGACGAGGGAGGACUAUGAUAGAGAGGUGGCGAGGAUCGUGGUGAGGGAGCAGCCAGACCUCGUCGUGCUCGCGGGGUGGAUGCACGUCCUCGGCGAGGGGUUCCUCGACGUCGUGAGUGGCCAUACUGUCCUCCAGGGCGAGCCCGCGCCCCCUACCCCGAUACCUGUGAUCAACCUCCACCCCGCGCUUCCCGGCGCGUUCGACGGCACGCACGCCAUCGAGCGCGCCUUUGAGGCGUACCAGCGCGGCGAGGUCGAGCGCGUCGGCGUGAUGGUGCAUCGUGUCAUUAAGGAGGUCGACAGGGGCGAGCCGGUCGUGGUCAGGGAGGUGCCGUGCGAGAAGCGCGAGCCUCUCGAGAGCUUCGAGGAGAGGCUGCAUAAGGCUGAGUGGGAGGUGAUUGUGGAAGCGACGAGGAGGGUGCUGGACGAGGCGAAGCCGGUUCGGGUGAGUGUGGAGUUUCUGAGGGUCGCGAGGGGAGGUUGAUAGAAGUGACAGCAGGACUUAUAGCGCCUGUAUCCGACUCUGAUGAAAAUGUAUACUCAUAUGGUAUUAAUGUAUCCACAAUGUUCUUCUGUCACUGAAUAGUGGCUCCCCUCUCAACUGUCUGAAAUCAGACUAUAGGACGCGAGAGCUUCGAGCUAAC
Gloeophyllum trabeum ATCC 11539 is the source of this 877-nucleotide messenger RNA. Its product is annotated as phosphoribosylglycinamide formyltransferase. NCBI's taxonomy places the organism in Eukaryota, Fungi, Basidiomycota, Agaricomycetes, Gloeophyllales, Gloeophyllaceae. Gene Ontology annotation, molecular function: phosphoribosylglycinamide formyltransferase activity. Gene Ontology annotation, cellular component: cytoplasm. The transcript has 2 exons. Gene Ontology annotation, biological process: 'de novo' IMP biosynthetic process. The record is from RefSeq and is a predicted model, not a curated record. The coding region runs from base 1 to 717 and encodes 238 amino acids.